GGAAUCGACUUGUUGGUGGAGAGAAGUUAUGGAGAGAUUCCCCCGUUUUGGGGAAGAUCUAUCGUCUUCAUCAGACUUUUAUCUUGGUGUUGACAGUUCAUCAGAAGAUGAAGGAGGAAACAGUUCAGGAGAUGAGAUUGAUCAAGAUUUUGCUCAUUAUGAGAGGAAAUAUGGAGGAAGUGACAGCGACAGUUUUGAGAAAGAGAUGGAACAGGAAUUAAAUGAAGAAUUUGCAAAAUACAGUAAACAACUCUUUGACGACCGUUCUAGAGCUGCAGAAAAGCCAGCGGAUAAAGCUGAGGAUGGAAAAAAAGACACAACAGGACAAAGCAGUUCCAUGGAAAUGGGUGAUAAUACCGAAGAUAAAGAAGAAAAAAAGAGUGUGACUUAUGAUGAGAUAUAUUUUAGUUCAGGCAGUGAGGAUGAUGAAGAUAAUGUCGGAGGAUUAUCUUCAAAAUCAAAGGAACGAAGGAUGAUGAAAUCUGACGAUGAACUUUUGUAUGAUCCAAACAUGGACAGUGAAGAUGAGAAAUGGGUGAAACAACAAAGACGGGAAUACCAGCAAGUUGUAGAGCCAAAAUGUGGAGAGGAGAUUGAUGGAAACAAGGAUGAUUUCGAACCAAAUAAAAAACCCAAAAAGAAAUCUUCAAAAAAUAAUUUCACAAGUGAUGCCAUGUUGGCAUGUCCAGCAUGUUUGACCACACUCUGUGUUGAUUGUCAGAGGCAUGACAUAUAUAAACAACAGUUUCGAGCAAUGUUUGUAAUGAACUGCAAAGUGGUAGCUGAUGAAACAUUGCGUUAUGAAGAUAAAAAACAGAAAAAAAAAUCAUCAAAGAAAAACAAACAACCAGAUGCUGGUGUUUCAUUGGAGAAAGAGUCAGAACUCUACAACCCAGUUCAGUGCACUUCUUGUAAUACUGAAGUGGCAGUUUUUGAUAAAGAUGAAGUUUAUCAUUUCUUUAAUGUAGUUGAAAGUUUGCCAUAAAUUUUGUAAAUAUUGCUU
This is a messenger RNA of Dendronephthya gigantea, 1003 nucleotides long. Its product is annotated as E2F-associated phosphoprotein-like. Bases 29 to 985 code for a protein of 318 amino acids. NCBI's taxonomy places the organism in Eukaryota, Metazoa, Cnidaria, Anthozoa, Malacalcyonacea, Nephtheidae. The transcript is spliced from 5 exons. The record is from RefSeq and is a predicted model, not a curated record. Gene Ontology annotation, cellular component: nucleus. Gene Ontology annotation, biological process: positive regulation of cell population proliferation.